Emiliania huxleyi CCMP1516 is the source of this 156-nucleotide messenger RNA. RefSeq lists its product as hypothetical. Lineage: Eukaryota; Haptophyta; Isochrysidales; Noelaerhabdaceae. The record is from RefSeq and is a predicted model, not a curated record. Bases 1 to 156 code for a protein of 51 amino acids. The transcript has 2 exons.
AUGCUGCGCGUCUUCCACCUCACGACGGCUCUCAUCAACAUGCUGCUCUGGCUUCGCUGGUGGCACUGGACGCCCUACAACGAUCGACUCGAGGAGAGAAUCUACACGCGGCAAAAAAACAAAAACAAUAAACGUCCAACUCCUUACGCGGCUUAA